AUGGCUUUUAUUCAUCGAAAUCCAGGUGAGGUGCUUCUCAGCUUUAGGACAGCAGUUGUUAAUUCUGAUGGAAUCCUAUUACAGUGGAGGCCAGAGGAUCCUGACCCAUGUAAAUGGAAAGGAGUGAAAUGUGAUCCGAAAACCAAAAGAGUAACACAUCUGAGUCUAUCUCACCAUAAGUUAAGUGGGUCUAUAUCACCUGACCUUGGGAAGCUUGAGAAUAUGAGGGUUCUUGCGCUUCAUAACAACAACUUCUAUGGGACAAUUCCGUCAGAAUUGGGAAAUUGCACUGCAUUGGAGGGAAUAUUUUUACAGGCAAUGUAUCAACCAAUUUUCUGGUCGGACCUAUACCUUCUGAUGGUGUCCUUGGCAACUUUACUGGAAGCUCGUAACUUUGUUGGAAAUCGUGGUUUGUGUGGAGUUAAAAUCAAUUCAACAUGUAAAGAUGAUGGUUCACCGGGUGCCAAUGCUCCAUAUACUUCCUCAGAUCAAAAUCAAAUGGGAAAGAAGAAAUAUUCUGGCCGGCUGCUCAUCAGUGCAUCAGCAACUGUCGGAGCUCUACUUUUGGUCGCACUUAUGUGCUUCUGGGGUUGUUUUCUUUACAAGAAGUUUGGUAAAAACGACAGCAUAAGCCUGGCAAUGGAUGUUGGUGCAGGUGCAUCGAUUGUGAUGUUUCAUGGAGACCUACCAUAUUCUUCUAAAGACAUCAUUAAGAAACUAGAGACUUUGAAUGAAGAACACAUAAUAGGGAUUGGGGGAUUUGGAACUGUUUACAAGCUUGCAAUGGAUGAUGGGAAUGUCUUUGCUUUGAAAAGGAUUGUAAAGUUGAAUGAAGGGUUUGAUCGAUUUUUUGAGAGGGAGCUUGAAAUUCUUGGUAGCAUCAAACAUCGUUAUCUAGUGAACUUACGAGGAUAUUGCAAUUCACCAACGUCAAAGUUGUUAAUAUAUGAUUACCUACCAGGUGGUAGUCUGGAUGAAGCCCUUCAUGAAAGAGCUGAGCAACUAGACUGGGAUUCACGCUUGAAUAUAAUCAUGGGAGCUGCAAAAGGGCUUGCCUACUUGCACCAUGAUUGUUCCCCUAGGAUUAUACACCGAGACAUAAAAUCCAGCAACAUUUUACUUGAUGGAAACUUGGAUGCUCGAGUAUCUGAUUUUGGACUUGCAAAACUGCUGGAGGAUGAAGAAUCUCACAUCACCACUAUUGUUGCCGGAACAUUUGGUUAUCUAGCUCCAGAGUAUAUGCAAAGUGGCAGAGCAACUGAGAAGUCUGAUGUGUAUAGCUUUGGUGUGCUGACACUUGAAGUGCUGAGCGGAAAGCGGCCAACAGAUGCAGCAUUCAUUGAAAAAGGUCUCAAUAUUGUUGGUUGGUUGAAUUUUCUAAUUACCGAAAAUAGGCCGAGGGAGAUUGUUGACCCACUAUGUGAAGGGGUGCAAGUGGAGAGCCUUGAUGCCUUGCUCUCUGUGGCUAUUCAGUGUGUCUCCUCAAAUCCAGAAGAUCGACCCACUAUGCACCGAGUAGUGCAAUUGUUCGAAUCAGAGGUCGUAACUCCAUGCCCUAGUGACUUCUAUGACUCCAACUCCGAUUAG
Molecule: messenger RNA, 1587 nt
Organism: Sphenostylis stenocarpa
Lineage: Eukaryota; Viridiplantae; Streptophyta; Magnoliopsida; Fabales; Fabaceae
Source: the annotation of a GenBank genome assembly